GGGGGUAAAGUGGAUGUGGACACACAGGAGCGCAUUUAGGAGGAGUCGCCGCUUCUUCUCUUCUCACUUUUGAUUUGACAAGUGAAGAUUCGCGUUCCACAUGACACACACGUAAGAGAGAGAUUGCGCGUCUGGGUUCAGUCUGCGGGGAUAAAAAAAGCAAUAAACUAUGGACAGGAGGACGAACUUUGGGGACGUUUUACACAAAACUCUGAACGUCUCGGGUAAAAAGAUGGACUCGUUGCGUGCUCCGGGUUCCGAGGCAUCGUGCAGAGAGCACCAGUCGCCGCUCAGAUCGUUCGAUCCGUCCGACUCAGAUCCGCUUCAGGCUGUCGGAGGAGUGGGGUCUCUCGGUCUCGCUGGUGGAUCCAUGCGGAUGCCAUACGGCGUUGGAGGCGAAGGCACGAGCGGACAGAGCAGCGGCGGAGAGCAGAGCCCGGACGACGACAGCGACGACCGGUGCGAGAUGAUGCUCUUGGCGACGGCUCGAGACCCGAGGACGACUUCUGCAGCGGCGGGUGCGUCGGGCGCAAAGUGCGAAACGGGGAAGAAGAACCGUGAGCAGAAGAUGCUGCGGCUAAACAUCAACGCGCGCGAGCGGAGACGGAUGCACGACCUGAACGACGCGCUGGACGAGCUGCGGGCGGUCAUCCCUUACGCGCACAGCCCGUCCGUGCGCAAGCUCUCCAAGAUCGCCACUCUGCUCCUCGCCAAGAACUACAUCCUCAUGCAGGCGCAGGCGCUCGAGGAGAUGAGACGGCUCGUGGCGUAUCUAAACCAGGGCCAGCCCGUGUCGCUUGCACCGAGCCUGAGCGCGUAUGAACAGUCGCCCGGGUACCCCGCGUUCCCCACCGGAGCCGCCGCGGCCUCCUCAUGCCCCGACAAAUGUGCCCUUUUCAACAGCGUCACCUCUAGUCUGUGUAAACAGUGUACCGACAAGCCUUAAAACACACACACACACACACACACACACACACACACACACACACACACACACACACACACACACACACACA
This is a messenger RNA of Tachysurus fulvidraco (yellow catfish), 1016 nucleotides long. RefSeq names its product basic helix-loop-helix family, member e22 (gene bhlhe22). The record is from RefSeq and is a predicted model, not a curated record. Bases 170 to 946 code for a protein of 258 amino acids. NCBI's taxonomy places the organism in Eukaryota, Metazoa, Chordata, Actinopteri, Siluriformes, Bagridae. Gene Ontology annotation, molecular function: protein dimerization activity. The transcript has a single exon.